Molecule: messenger RNA, 762 nt
Organism: Coffea eugenioides
Lineage: Eukaryota; Viridiplantae; Streptophyta; Magnoliopsida; Gentianales; Rubiaceae
Product: protein STRICTOSIDINE SYNTHASE-LIKE 11-like
Exons: 3
Coding region: 1-762 (253 amino acids)
Biological process (GO): biosynthetic process
Molecular function (GO): strictosidine synthase activity
Source: RefSeq, a predicted model, not a curated record
AUGUCAGUUUAUGAAUUAUGCGAUGAUGUAACAGACCCAAAUUUGGGACCAACAUGUGGAAGGCCUUUUGGAUUUAGCUUCAACAAUUUUAAUGGAGUUCUUUAUAUUGUUGAUGCAUUUCUUGGUCUGUUUAAAGUAGGACCUGAGGGUGGACUAGCUACUCUAAUUGCUAAGAGUGCGGGUGGUGUUCCAUUUAAGUUCCUUAAUGGCAUUGACGUUGAUCAACUUACAGGAGAUGUCUAUUUAACUGAUGCCAGCCAAACAUUUGAUUUAAGAAAUGUCAUACAAGGGAAUUAUGUUCUAGAUUCAACUGGAAGAUUAAUCAAGUAUAAUCCAAUAACAAAAGAGUUGAAGGUGUUGCUAGAUGGGCUCUCUAUACCAGCAGGACCUGUGGUUAGCACUGAUCGUACAUUUGUGUUGUUUUCAGAGUUCAGUACUAAAACAGUCAAAAAGUACUGUCUCACCGGAUUAAAAGCAAAUACAACUGAAGCUCUAUUAAACCUGCCAGGAAAUCCCGUGAAAAUAAAAAGAGCCCCAGAGCCGGGGAAGUUUUGGGUGGCAGUUAAUGAGAUUGUUCAACAACAACAGCGCAAUGCUACACCUUUUGGAUACAAAUUUGACUCAUUUGGGGAAAUACUACUGAUAAAAAAUUUGGAAGAUUACUAUAGCAAUAUUAUUGUAAAUUUGGUGCAAGAAUACAACGGAGGAAGAGUGUUUGUUGGUUCACGUGAAGUCAAGUUUGUUGGCAUGUAUAGUAAAUAG